CGUUAACGCUGCUUCUCCAUAAAGACGCAAACACAAACACGGUGAAGAAGGCAGGAUUCAGCGCUGAAUAUAGUGACUUAUGUUUUACAGAAAACGACAGAUUUUUUUUUUUAUUGCAUACAAAUCCUGCGUGCAGUUUAAAUAUCGAGUAAUUGAAGCGAGAUUCGUUUUUUGGCGUUUGUAAGCUCGCCGUUUCUGAGAGCGGUGCGGUUGGGGCGCUAACAUGAACGUGGAGGCGGCACAGACAGCGCCGAGCGGAGCAGCGAGCACCAACUCCUCCUCCACCCCGAGCAGCAGCAGCAACUGUGUCCCAAACAGCAACUCUACCGCUAAUGUUAGCAGUUUACCCUCCACCGGCAGCAUUAACGUUCCAACCUCUGCUGCCAUGGCAACACCAUCUUCAGACACCUCUGUGUCCAACGGCCUCUACGUGCCCACGGGAUUAGCCAACGGAGACGUGAAGCCUGUCAUCUCAAGCACGCCAUUGGCUGAUUUCCUAAUGCAGCUGGAAGACUAUACACCUACAAUCCCAGAUGCAGUUACAGGAUAUUAUCUCAAUCGGGCAGGAUUUGAAGCGUCAGAUCCAAGGAUAAUCCGUCUGAUCUCAUUGGCAGCUCAGAAGUUUGUCUCAGACAUCGCUAAUGAUGCACUGCAGCACUGUAAAAUGAAGGGUACCGCGUCUGGAAGCUCCCGUAGCAAGACAAAGGAUAAGAAGUACACACUGACGAUGGAGGACCUGGCCCCAGCUUUAACCGAGUAUGGCAUCAAUGUUAAAAAACCGUACUACUUCACGUAAAACCAAACAUGCUGAGACGGACUGCUAACAGUUACAUGGCUCCCUUUACAGAUGUCCACACUGUAGAGAGAUGAGUUUUAUCAGUGAAAACCUUUGGUGUGACAAAGACAAGGCUGUGUGCUUGGUUUUCAUUCACUUAGCAACUUAUUUUAAUUUUUUUUUUUUUUUUUUUUUUUUUUUUUGCAUAACCAUAGUCUGUAAUUCAUUACAUAUUUGUAAUACUGGAUUAAUGAAAAUAAACAUAAAUUUGUGACUUAAAAAA
Messenger RNA from Clarias gariepinus (North African catfish), 1058 nucleotides. It is a transcript of the gene taf10, whose product is annotated as TAF10 RNA polymerase II, TATA box binding protein (TBP)-associated factor. The transcript has 5 exons. Bases 224 to 796 code for a protein of 190 amino acids. The record is from RefSeq and is a predicted model, not a curated record. NCBI's taxonomy places the organism in Eukaryota, Metazoa, Chordata, Actinopteri, Siluriformes, Clariidae. Gene Ontology annotation, molecular function: promoter-specific chromatin binding; RNA polymerase II general transcription initiation factor activity. Gene Ontology annotation, biological process: transcription initiation at RNA polymerase II promoter. Gene Ontology annotation, cellular component: SAGA complex; transcription factor TFIID complex; nucleus.